This is a messenger RNA of Striga hermonthica, 1410 nucleotides long. The record is from the annotation of a GenBank genome assembly. Lineage: Eukaryota; Viridiplantae; Streptophyta; Magnoliopsida; Lamiales; Orobanchaceae.
AUGAGAAAGCACGGUUGGCAGCUUCCUUACCAUCCACUCCAGGUUGUAGCUGUAGCUGUAUUUCUGGCAUUGGGUUUUGCUUUCUAUGUUUUCUUUGCACCUUUUGUGGGGAAGCAUUUGUUCCAGUACAUAGUGAUGGGGAUAUACACUCCACUUCUAAUUUGCGCGUUUGGCCUUUACAUUUGGUGUGCUGGUGCUGACCCUGCCGAUCCUGGAGUCUUUAGAUCGAAAAAAUAUCUUAAUAUCCCAGAUAACAAGAAGCCCAGUAAACCCAACGAGUCGAAGAAUGGCGGAGAGUCAACUUCAACCGGCUGUGAUGCCAAUGGUAGUGCAAUUUGUGAGGAAGCUAAAAAUAAAGGAAAAUUGGAUGAUAAAUCGGGAGCUCGCUGUGCUAAAGAAACUGAACGUAAGGGCAGAUGCUUCCUGGGCAUUCUGGCUUUAUUGCCAUGUGCUUACAUUUGCAACUCACACGAGGAAUCUUCUUGUCAACAGAGUGAAGAUGGGAUGUUCUACUGUAGCUUGUGUGAAGUUGAGGUUUUCAAGUACAGCAAGCAUUGCAGAGUCUGUGACAAGUGUGUCGACCGUUUUGAUCAUCAUUGCAGGUGGCUAAACAAUUGCAUUGGCAAAAGGAACUACCGAAAGUUUUUUACUCUUAUGGUGUCUGCACUUCUCCUGCUUAUACUUCAAUGGUCAACUGGAAUCCUUGUACUUAUCCUUUGUUUUCUCGAGAAGAACAAAUUUUCCACCGAAAUUAGCUCCAAGUUAGGAAGCAGUUUCACUGUGGUUCCUUUUGUAAUUGUGGUGGCAGUGUGCACCAUAUUAGCCAUGAUUGCAACUCUGCCGCUUGCUCAACUCUUCUUCUUUCACAUCCUCCUAAUCAAGAAGGGUAUAAGCACGUACGAUUACAUAAUAGCUCUAAGGGAGCAAGAGCAAUUAGGUGGUGGAGGCCAACAAAGCCCUCAGAUGUCUCCUGUUAGCUCGAUUACGGGAAUAAGCAGUGCAAGCUCUUUCAACACUUUCCAUCGAGCAGCAUGGUGCACACCACCUCGACUCUUUGUCGAAGAUCAGUAUGAUGUGGUACCUCCUGACAAUGUUUCGGUUAGCUCACUCGGGAAAAAAACAGUACCCGACGAACAAACCAAGAAGAAGAAUCCCGGGCCUGUAAAGAUCAGCCCGUGGACAUUGGCCCGCUUAAAUGCGAACGACGUGUCAAAGGCAGCUGCUGAGGCUAGAAAAAAGUCCAAGAUCCUCAGGCCCAUAUCUCGGCCCGAUUCAACCUUUGCCCAUGAAACUGACAGCAGCUUUGGCAGCAGCAGCCGCAUGAUGGGCUCGAGGCCCGAUAAUAGCGGUCGAAAACGGGGAAGCAGGCGAAUCCGCCUCCCAGCUGAGCCUAAGUGUUUGGACAAUUGA